AGUGUUGGUGGCGUUGUUCAAUUUUUUAUCUUUCGAAAGUAAAUUUAUCCAUUUUUUUAAAUACUGCUUAAAAACUCUUGUACCAUUAAAAUAUUUUUAAUUAAGAAAUACAUUAUAUAUCUGUCUUAGGAGAUAAUGGACUCACAAAAGUAUUCACAUUUGAAUUAUAUGUUAAACUGAAUUGGUUGUUGAAGAAUAUUCACUAAGUUCUCACUUUCUGCAGAUUUGUCCUAAGAUCUUCACUCAAAUGAGUGUUUCCCAGGUUUCAAUUAGAAAAUCUUCAUUCGUAACCCAUUAAGUGUAAUGCUUGUUUCCAUAUAGGUAAAUGGAAUUAAUUUAUAUUUUUUACUAUUAUCUCACUCCUUUUUUGGUACCUUACGUAGUGUAUAAUCUUGAAAUAGGAAGGAAAUUAAAAAUUAUUAUGAUAAACGUGAUGAACUGAAGGCUGGUAUAGAUUAUUCAAAAUCAUUUUCUAAUUCGUAAGUUCACUAUCAAUUCCAAAUGAAUCUCAUACUUUUUAUUUUGUCUGUAGUUUCUCAAAAUUUCUUAAUAUCCCCAUUUUGUUAUUGUAUAACCACAAUAAUUGAAUGAAGAAUAUAAUAUACAAAUAAUGAUUUUGUUCAUCUACCCAUGUUCUAAUAAAGUAUCAGCAGAUAAAAGGAAAUUCAAAGCAACCAAAUAUUUAUUCUCAGCAACCAAAACGACUAUUCAACAGUUUCACUUAUAUUUUUAGUAUCUUGCCUCAAAGAGGAUUAAAACUGCAUUACCUAAAUUACUAAAUAAUAUUAGAAUCUGGAAAAAAAUUGAAUAUUGUUUAGUUUCUUUUUGCAUCAUUAAAAAGAAUUCUUUUCAUAAACAUUUCAUUUUGUGGACAACUACAGUGAACUGUUUUAAAAUAAUUAGCUCUUUUUAAAGCUUGAUUUAUAUGAAAUACAUUGCAUCGUCUACGAAAUUAAGAAUUUCAUGCAAGUUUUUUCUAUUCAAUGAAAUCUAUAUUUUCUUGUUUCCAUUUUUAUUGUUUCAUUUGUGUAGACUCUCUAAUAUAUCCUCAAUGUUUUACAUUCUUACCAAAAAGUGUUUGUUAGUUCAUUUCUUUCUCCUUUUUUAUAAAUAUUCUCAAUUGAAAUUAAUACUUUGAAACAAUACAAUAAUUUAAAUUUUUUAAUGGUAUGACUGUUUGGCGGAGAGGGGUGGUUUUUAAUAUACCAUGGACGUCGGCCAUAUCUUACAGUUUCGGAGCAGGACCGGAUUAAGAUUUAUAUGUCCUGGGACUAAAAUAAUAAAGGUGCACUUUACGGAAUUCGAAACCCGGAAAAAUUAAAAAAAUAAUAUUAUCUAUACGUCAGAUUUGUAGUAUGAACACAUUAAAAAAUACAGAAUGAUGGAGCCCUCUUGGACCUGGGACCCGGGACUAUAGCCCCCAUUCCCUCAGCUUUAUCCGACCCUGCUUCGGAGAAAAAAAAAUAUAACAAAACUGGCCCUGAGACACACGUGGAUUUUAUGUUCACCUCUGGAGGGCGUAUUUAGAAAAUAUAGAAUUAAAAAAGCAAUUUUUUUUGUAUGUACCCAAUUAAGUGUAACGUUAUAUACGAUAAUCGAAUUCUUCAACAAAUUAUAGGCAUUUUUCAUUUGACAAGGCUUAGUCUAAUCUUUCAAAUAAGAGGUGUGGGAGAGUGGGAACCUCGUUAUGAGAAAAUGUCUGGAAGUCCGGUUCUGCUUAGACAAUUUUUAUAAACUGAUUUUGUUUGAAAGAGCUUUCGCCCCGCAAUACAAAAUAUAUAAAUUUCAAGCAAUUUAAUUAGCUAGAGGACGUUGUUUCAUAUAUUUUAGAUACUGCGAUUUCUAUUGGCAUAUUUAAAUAGAAGCGUUUAAGUAAAUAAUAGAUAAAUAAAAAACUAUAUUAACAUUAAAAUAGUGAAAACCGCAUGUCGAUAUUUUUUUCUGUCUUGACAUAUCUUUAGAAUUGUGUGAACAGCGAGAAUUUUCUUUUAAACAUCGACCGAACGGAAAUUGAAAAUUUAUUCUUGAUGGAAGGUCCGGCGCGAAAGGAAUCGGGGAAACGUGGAAGAAAGCCAGGCAGGAAAUCGGCGGAAAAAGUGGACAUGAAAGCCAAAUUAGAACGCAGUAGACAAAGUGCCAGAGAAUGUAGAGCUCGUAAGAAAUUACGUUACCAAUAUUUAGAAGAACUAGUUGCAGAUAGAGAAAAAGCGGUAUUUGCUCUAAGAAAAGAGCUCGAACAGUAUGUUUUUUGGGCGAAAGAAAUUGAUGCCGGUAGAAUUCCAGAGGGUAUUCAUGAAGCUCUUGAAGACUUGAAUAUUAAUCAAGAACAAAAGUGAAGUGAAUGUGCUAUUGUGAUAAUUGAGGAACUAUACAGAUACAAGGAAAGUGUUAUUUUUUAGGAGACAUGUACACAAUUUAUAUUUAUUAUACUAUAUGAUGGAAUAUAUUUUAUCUA
This is a messenger RNA of Diorhabda sublineata, 2455 nucleotides long. Its product is annotated as REPTOR-binding partner. Gene Ontology annotation, molecular function: DNA-binding transcription factor activity. Gene Ontology annotation, biological process: regulation of DNA-templated transcription. The record is from RefSeq and is a predicted model, not a curated record. NCBI's taxonomy places the organism in Eukaryota, Metazoa, Arthropoda, Insecta, Coleoptera, Chrysomelidae. The transcript has 4 exons. The coding region runs from base 2028 to 2336 and encodes 102 amino acids. Gene Ontology annotation, cellular component: nucleus.